AAUUAGUCCAGUGGAUCGAUAGAGGGAGUAAAAGAACAGAAAGAGAGAGGAGAAAAAUUUUGAGACUGACUGACUAUGUGCAUGCCAGCUGGGGAAAGGAGGGGUGGUUGCCUCUGACUGCUCCACCCUCACUUUGUGUCAGCAGGUAGAGAGAGUGAUUGCAGUCCCAGGGGAGGGAGUCCGAGAGCUAGUACAAACCACAGGCUUCCUCUAGGGAUUUUAUCCAGAAUUGCUUUUCUGGAAGGGAAGCCCUCGAUUCCUACCGAACUUUCCAAAUCCACUCCAUGAUUCAGAUUUACUGCUCCUCUGGGAUUUUUUUUUUUUUUUUUUUUUUGCAUUUGAUACUGUUAUCAGCCUGCUCUGGGUGAAUUUUUGUUGGUGUGUUUUACUACUCUGCCUUCUUCCUCUCAAGAUUUUUUGCUCUUCAGGGAAAAAAGAGGGACUUUUAUCUGGAAAAGAAUUUUCAGAAAUGAUUUUGGAUUGUCUUAAGUGCUUUAGAGUUCCUGGGGACUUUAGAUUUCAGCCUGGAGUAAGUUUUUUUCUUUGAUCUGGUUGGGAUUAUUUUUCCAGGCUGUGGAAUUUCACUCGUAUUUUACCUGCUUAGUGCUGGGCUCUCUGCAGUUUGGUUGUAGAGUAACAAGGUGGAAGAAUAAGCUGUACUUGGUUAAACUGUUGAAACAUUUUUUGUGAACAGGAUCUAUAAAAACAUAAUUGCAUUUGUUUCACCUCUGUGGAUUCCUGUGGGCCCGACAGCGCAACAGGUUUGCAGAUUUCUUUUAAAAUUACUCUUUUUCUCUGCCUUAUCAAAAGGCUUUAUUUUUAACAGUUUCAUGUUUGAUUGCUGAUUUAUUUGGCUCUCCAAAAUUUAUGGAAACUUUUGAGUUUUUUAACUUGACCUCCAAAUACAGUAGAUGUGUCUGGGAGGUGAAUUUUUAUUUAUUUGGGGGUAUAUCAUUUUUAUUUUUAUUUAUAUUUAUGUGAAGCAAGUGUUUGAAUUUUCAAAAGUUCAUAGUUCUAGCAUAUAUAAAUCACUUAUCAUUCAGGCCCAUUUUUGCUUUUCCUGGGUGUUCUGCUGAAAACCUGUGACUAACUUCCCUACUCCUUCCUUUCUCCUUCUUUCCCUCUCUCUUUCCCUCCUCCCCAAGGAAUUUGAAAACGUGUUGGGAAUAGCCUUUUGUUUCUCUGAUGAAUUUAGGGAAUUAUAGAUCACAAGAUCAGCAUUUUAAAAUAAUUUCCAAAAAAAGUAUCUCGGUUACAUGAUAAAGUGUGCUAGGAGUUUCAUUUGAAAAAUGAAGCUCAGUUCCCCAAGACAGUGAGAAUAACUGGGAUUUGUGGAUUUGAAUUUGAGAAUAAAAUAAAACUAAUCAUUUCAAAUGCAUGUCCAGUUUUCAAAGUUGUUUAAUCAGUGUUAUUCUAAAAAAGGUGACUUCACUUAAGAUGACCAUUGAAUUAUAAUGACAGAUUUUAGUACAGAACAAAAAAGAAUAAGAUGUCAAAGUUUCUUAAGAAAUAUACAAGUUUAGUGGGAUUAAAAAUAUAGAUAUCCUGGAUAUUAAUAGAGAAACAUUCUAGUAAAUAUUCAUUGUAGCAUCGUUUGGCAUCCCUGAGUGGAACCUGAAGAUUUAUUUUGUAUUUCUGUAUUCCAACACCUUAACCUCCUUUUUCUUGAACUUUUUUUGUGGAAAUUUUAUGCUUGGAAAGAGUCGUCCCUAAACUGGAUUCCUUGCUGCAUGUCACUUGCUACAUGCGUUUUGGUGCUGAUUUUUUCUCUUUCUUAGUUUAUGAAACUUUGUUGUAGAUGACUUAGUGCCUGUGGAAGACUAAAAACCAAGUACUGUUGGUUUAAUAAAAUUCAAAAACAAAUAUUUCUUAGAUCCCUACUGUGUAGAAGUUUAUACUAGGCCUGAAUGUUACAAAGACCAAAGGAAAAAAAAAAAACCAAGUCUCUGCCUUCAAGGUUCUUUAAUUCUACUGGUUUGAAAUUCAGUUGUUAAGCAAAGUCGGAAAAUCCCAAGAGAAGUGGUCUCUUUUAUUAGGUAGAAUGAAGAUGGGAGAAAUUGUGACACCUUCAGAAAAAGUGAAUGAUGGCGCCCCAUUCCUCUGUUCCAUCAGGAAUGCCACCUGUUCUUGGGAAUUGAAAGAAAGGAAGGGCUUAAAGGACUUUGUAUUUUUUGAAAUUGCAGUAUAAACUGUUGUUUCCCCUCUUUGCCUGGAGCCAGGAACCUUCUUUAGAUAUUAGCUGGCAGGAUUGGGAAAUACGUUCCUGAUCAGUAUGUGUGGACAAAGUGUUUUGCUGCAGCUGGUAGCAUGAGUGGUGGCCACCAGCUGCAGCUGGCUGCCCUCUGGCCCUGGCUGCUGAUGGCUACCCUGCAGGCAGGCCUUGGACAUACAGGGCUGGUAUUGGCAGCAGCGGUGGAGUCAGAACGAUCUGCAGAGCAGAAAGCUGUUAUCAGAGUGAUUCCUUUGAAAGUGGACCCUACAGGAAGACUGAACCUCACACUGGAAGGAGUCUUUGCUGGUGUUGCUGAGAUUACUCCAGCUGAAGGAAAACUGAUGCAGUCCCAUCCUCUUUACCUAUGCAACGCCAGUGAUGACGACAACCUGGAACCUGGUUUCAUAAGCAUUGUCAAGCUGGAGAGUCCAAGGAGAGCCCCCCGUCCCUGUCUAUCAUUGGCCAGCAAGGCCCGAAUGGCAGGUGAGAGAGGAGCAAGUGCUGUCCUCUUUGACAUCACUGAGGACCGUGCAGCUGCUGAACAGCUGCAGCAGCCUCUGGGACUGAGGUGGCCAGUGGUGUUGAUUUGGGACAAGGAUGCUGAGAAGUUGAUGGAGUUUGUGUAUAAGAAUCAAAAGGCCCAUGUGCGAAUCGAGCUGAAGGAGCCCCCAGCUUGGCCAGAUUAUGACGUGUGGAUACUCCUCACUGUAGUGGGCAUCAUCUUUGUGGUCAUCCUUGCUUCUGUGCUGCGGAUCCGAUGCCGCCCUCGCCAUAGGCCGGAGCCCUUGCAACAACGAAUAGCUUGGGCUAUCAGCCAGUUGGCUACUCGAAGGUACAAGACUAACUGCAGACAACUCCAAUCCCAGUGGUCUGACUCGGGGAGCAGCUGCAGUUCUGCACCCAUCUGUGCAAUCUGCUUAGAAGAGUUUACAGAUGGGCAGGAGCUACGGGUUAUUUCCUGUCACCAUGAAUUCCACCGUACCUGUGUGGACCCUUGGCUACAUCAGCACCAGACCUGCCCACUCUGCAUGUUCAAUAUCAUAGAGGGAGAUCGAUUUUCUCAGUCCUCAAGGCCCUCACGUCCAUACCAAGAACCUGGCAGAAGACUCCAUCUUAUUCGCCAACAUCCUGGUCAUGCCCAUUAUCAUCUCCCUGCUGCAUACUUGCAGGGCAUUUCACAGACUCCAAUAGCCCAAGUACCUCGACCUGGCCCCUUCUUAGCAUCCAUGGAGCACGCUUCUUGGUCUCAUCGCCCACCCAGAACCUUGCGACUUGGACAUGCAUGCACUCAGCCUCGCUCAGCGGCUCCUCCGCAUCCCCAUGCUGCUAGUUGGAGACUGGGCCACCUCAGAGCCUGUUCUGUGCAGCACCCAUCAGCUUGCUCAGCUUCUCCACGAUGGUCAAGGCCACAUGACAGCAGUGGAUCAGGGGAGAGCUAUCAUACAGAGAGAAGUGGCUAUCUGGCAGAUGGACCAGCCAGUGACUCUAGUUCUGGGCCCUGCCAUGGUUCUUCCAGUGACUCAGUGGUCAAUUGCACAGACAUUAGCCUUCAGGGCAUCCAUGGCAGCAGCUCUACCUUCCGAAGUUCCCUUAGUGACUUUGACCCCUUGGUAUACUGUAGCCCUGAGGGUGAAACCCGGGAGGAGGUGCAGCCCACUAUAGGUUAUCGGCCCCGCUCUCUGGACUCAGUGGUGCCAAAAGUAGAUGUCCAGAUGUCCAGUCACAUCCACUACCAUAAGCACCGGCACCAUCAUUACAAAAAACGCUUCCAGUGGCAUGGCAGGAAAGCUAGCCCAGAAAAUGGAUUAUCCCAGCUCAGGCUUGCAGCUUCCCGGACAGAACCUCUAUCAGAGCCACUACCUCUUGUCCAAAAAAUCCCCAAAUCUAUUCCCACAUCCCCAUCUAGGCAGCUCUCUUAUCCAAGGCCUCAGGCCCUCACAGAGUUACACUAUGGCCCUGAAGAAAACUCUGGCCCCAGUCCUGCUCACCUUUCUAACCCUUUAGGAUUACAGAGAUCUGCUGUCUUGACGCGACACCAGCAAAGGAGACGGAGGGGGCUCCCUGAGUCAGUCUCUGUCACCCAACACCAGGAUGUUCCUGUGAUCCCUAACUUGCAAGCCCUACCCCAUCAUGAUUCUAGCUUAACAUACCCCUGGCCUCGAGAAGCCCACCCAUUAAUCCCUGGACCUUUGGGCCUGGAUACAAGGCUGCUAUCAGACGCUUCAGGACCCUGUUAUUCAAGCUCACAGCCUGUGUGGCUGUGCCUCACACAUUGUCACCCACUGAGUCCUUGUCCACCUGAGGAGAGACCCAGUGAAUGGAAUCCUGGUGUCCCGGAUGACAGGCUAUGUCCUUACCCACAUUGCCAGGCGCUAACAGCCCAGCCCGGUCCAGAGGAGGAGAUUGAAGAGCUGUGUGAACAAGCAGUGUGAGAUGGGACAGGCUCCAGCUCAAGGCCUCCAAAAACAAUGUGCCCUGGAUAACUUGGCACCUAGCCCAGCUCCAAAUCCCUGCUUCCCUCCCCCUUGAAGAGAAGAAAGGGACUCAGUGAACACCCUUUCUUUGGCUGUACUGAAACAAGUGUUAGUGGAGGGGAAAAGGAUGAUGGUGUUGCGAGUACUCUUCCAUCUCCCUGGUUUUGUUUCCUACUCUUGGCUCUGAAACGAUGGUUUGAGAUCCACAGCAUAGGCGAGUCACUGCCUAGCAGGACUUCCCAGCUGCUGCUUUGAUGAGCUUGGCUCUUUCAGAUUAAACCUCCAGAAGACAGAUAUGUUGAGGGGUAGCUUCUGGGUUAUUUAUCUACAGCCCACGAAAGACUAGAGAUUCCCCACCUUCAUUCAGAGCCCUAGAAUACACUGUAGUAGUGUGGGUUAGCCAAGUUACAGUUAUGCAUCCAAAUAGACAUCUGACCCUUUACCUUUUUGGCUGUAAACCUUCCCUCCCCCAAUUAAUUUCUGCUCAUUGUUUUUAUUUGAGAAGGGGUAAAAGAGGAAUGAUAGGCUUAUCCAAGGGACAACUGGGAUUGAGAGGAUCCUUAUACACACAUAGUGAAUUAUCCACCUCUUCCUUUAUCUGUGGUAUCCACAAUUAUUAAGUCACUGACUAAGCCCUGGAUUUAACAUCAUGUUCCCUAAAUUAAUCAUUGUCUUUAUGGUGGAUUCAUAGGGUCUUGAGGGGCCUGACAAAGCAGAUCCUCAACCUGACCUUUAUAAUCUUCCACUUCCACCGUUGCAGAAGGGACUCUGGCACUGAUCCUAGGCAAGUCACUAAACCACACUUGCCCUGUUUUGUCAUCUUUAAAAUCUGAGGCAGCAGGCAGGAUUUGUCUUCCAGGAUCCCUAAGGUUCCUUCCACUUAUAAAUCAUUGACUGUACUUGUAAAGGUGUCUCAUGGUAACUAUCUUCUGAAUUUCCUUGCCCAUCCUCUAUUCCUAUAGGUGGUAUAAAAAAUCUGGUAUAGGGAGAAAACAGCCAAUUCAUCAAGUGGACAGUGAUAAAAUAGAGUAAGGGAUGACUCCCAGGGAAGAGAUCAAACUGGAGCAAAACAGAACACAUAGGAUCCAUGAGGCUACACGACAUGAAGGUUCAGCUCUGCAAUGUGAAUCAUAGCACUUGUAGGGAAGGUAUGAAAGGAAGAGUAGAGAUAGUACAGAAAGUUAUGGCUGGGGCACCCUGAGAUAAUUUAAAUCUUGUACCAUUCUCCUCAGGCACUACCCCUUUUUGGAAUGGGAAUGUGGGGGAGGCAGGAAUAACUUUGAAUGGAAGUUAUAUGGCUUUUUAAAUUGAUGGGGAGAAAGAAGCAGCAUCUCAGAACCCACAUGGUUAUUUAUAUCUGAACCAGACACAAAAAGAUGCUUGAAUCAGGCACUAUGUUGAGAAAUGUAUUUAUUUACUAAUAUAUUUAUCCACAUAA
Molecule: messenger RNA, 6124 nt
Organism: Antechinus flavipes (yellow-footed antechinus)
Lineage: Eukaryota; Metazoa; Chordata; Mammalia; Dasyuromorphia; Dasyuridae
Gene: HSF5
Product: heat shock transcription factor 5
Exons: 9
Coding region: 2308-4644 (778 amino acids)
Biological process (GO): Wnt receptor catabolic process; regulation of DNA-templated transcription; ubiquitin-dependent protein catabolic process
Molecular function (GO): ubiquitin protein ligase activity; DNA-binding transcription factor activity; frizzled binding
Source: RefSeq, a predicted model, not a curated record